AUGGCUGCAACCUCACAAAAGGGUUCUGCGAAACGAAAACUAAGCGCAACGCCUCUGUUGUCUCGCAAAAGGGCAAAAUUAGACAAUCUUACUACAGACCAACUCCCUUGGAAGGCUUCAUCUCGUCCGCGAGAGGUUGGCCUCGGGGAUGCGUUUGAUGGGCUUUUGGAAUUGGAGGAGGUGGACAAUGUAGAGGUAGUAUACGAGGAGACGGAUGCGGGUAAAGUGGUCCGAUUCAAUGUGAAAGAUGAAGACGACCAGCAGGCCUUGGGUGGUAUUGAACAAGAUCAAGCUGUCGCAGGAUCGUCUUCUGCACCUGCAGAGGAAGCGGUCGCAGACCCAUCUCAAUCCGAGAAGGAUACACCCUUCGAUUCAACGAAGAUGCUUCCAAAAUGGCAUCGCUUCACGUUACAUCCUCAACUUCGGCGUGCUCUCUAUGCACAACGCUUCACUGAUCCCACACCCAUACAAUCGGAAACACUUCCGCUUGCCAUGAAAGGCAAAGAUAUAGUAGGUGUGGCAGAAACGGGUUCCGGCAAGACCCUUGCAUAUGGACUGCCCAUUCUGCACCAUCUCCUGGCGCACGCUUCUUCGCAUGAACCGACUUCCAAGCAACGUAGGCCAGUUCGUGCUCUGAUCCUCGCACCAACCCGCGAAUUAGCAUUGCAGGUCUCCUCCCAUCUGAAUGCGUGCUUGAGCGCUGCCAGUUUACCUUUUGGAACUGCUGUCGACAACGAUAAUCCACAGACAAAAGAUGUAAUUGCUUCUGAGAAGUAUUCCAAGGUAAAAGGGAAAGGGAAAGAGAAAGAGAAGACUAGCGCACCGUCAGCCCCCAAGCUGAAUGGUAGGCCGCUUGUCAGCGUCGCGGCCGUCGUCGGCGGCAUGUCCCUUCAGAAACAACGGCGAAUUCUCUCACGCGGUGCCGAUGUGCUUGUCGCGACCCCAGGUCGACUGUGGGACAUUAUACAGGAGGAUGAUGAACUUGCGGGCCAGAUUGAGCAUUUGCGCUUUCUUGUACUAGAUGAAGCCGACAGAAUGAUCGAGACUGGCCAUUUCGCCGAGAUGGAUAACAUUCUUAGGCUGACUCUGCGUCAGGCAAAGGAAGAUGCGGUAGAGUCCGAAUUUGAAGCGGAACCUCCGUUGGUAGCAGAAGAGGAAGAGGAAAGCAAGGAAGGCGUGAAAGCAGGAGAGAUGCAGACAUUUGUCUUCUCAGCUACACUUAGUAAGGAUCUGCAGCGUAACCUCAAGCGACGUGGCCGAUCGUGGAAAGCCAAGAAAGGAGGUUCGGCACUUGAUGACUUACUACUGAAACUCGAUUUUCGCGAUUCCGAGCCUGCAGUGAUUGAUAUCAGUCCGGCAGGCGGCGUGGUGGCGACUUUGAAAGAGAGCAGGGUGGAAUGCCUCACAAAUGAUAAGGAUGCCUAUCUGUACUACGUUUUACUGCGGUACCCCGGACGCACUCUAGUCUUCCUCUCAUCGAUCGAUGGUAUUCGUCGACUGCUACCCAUCAUGGAGUUGCUUCAGAUUCCUGCGUACGCUCUUCACUCGCAGCUUGAGCAACGGCAGCGACUCAAGAAUCUCGACCGAUUCAAGUCGAACCCGCGAGCGGUGUUACUUGCUACGGAUGUGGCAGCGCGUGGACUGGAUAUCCCUGCGGUUGACCACGUCAUUCACUAUCAAGUGCCACGUACGGCAGAUGCGUACGUGCAUCGGAAUGGACGAACAGCGCGUGCCAUGCGUCGCGGCUUCAGUUUGCUCAUGUGCGCCCCGGACGAGCGGCGAGUCGUAAAGGCACUAUUUGGAAGUUUGGGAAGACAGGUGGAUGAGGUGCAGGAGAUGCCCGUAGAACUAUACAUGUUGGACAAGCUCAAAGCGCGUGUGCAGCUCGCUCGUCAGAUUGACAUUUCGCAGCAUAAGGAGAAGAAGGAGAAGCAUGACAAGAAUUGGCUGAGAGAAGCUGCGGAGGCUAUGGAGAUCGAUCUAGACUCUGAUAUGGAAAGUUCUAUUGAAAAUGAACAACGAGGUGCGCCGUCGAAACAGAAGCGAAGGUCCAUAUCAACAAAGGUCAGCGCCAUGAAGGCAGAGCUGAAGGGCCUCCUGGCGCAGCCUCUAGUUGCUCGGGGUAUCUCGACGCGGUAUAUCACGUCGGGCAGCGUCCCGAUAGCUGAUCAGCUGCUUGCUGGCGAAUAUAAUGAAACAAUGGUCGGCUUGAAGAGAAUUGAAGCAGGAAGUGAUUUAAUUGGUACGAAAAAACGAGGCCGACGAGCAAAGCAAGAGGAUAACCCCACCGCACAGUUUGACGAGUGGAAGGGAUUUGAAUCAUAG
Molecule: messenger RNA, 2325 nt
Organism: Laetiporus sulphureus 93-53
Lineage: Eukaryota; Fungi; Basidiomycota; Agaricomycetes; Polyporales; Laetiporaceae
Product: DEAD-domain-containing protein
Exons: 12
Coding region: 1-2325 (774 amino acids)
Cellular component (GO): nucleolus
Molecular function (GO): RNA helicase activity; ATP binding; nucleic acid binding
Source: RefSeq, a predicted model, not a curated record